Messenger RNA from Alternaria atra, 1434 nucleotides. RefSeq lists its product as uncharacterized. The coding region runs from base 1 to 1434 and encodes 477 amino acids. Gene Ontology annotation, molecular function: protein binding; protein-lysine N-methyltransferase activity. Gene Ontology annotation, cellular component: nucleus. The record is from RefSeq and is a predicted model, not a curated record. Gene Ontology annotation, biological process: peptidyl-lysine monomethylation. NCBI's taxonomy places the organism in Eukaryota, Fungi, Ascomycota, Dothideomycetes, Pleosporales, Pleosporaceae. The transcript is spliced from 4 exons.
AUGAUUCGGAGAGGCAGGACAGAGGGAUGGCUCAAAGAGCCCAUCAACGUCUUACCUGCAUGGGCCACAUUUAAUGGUGUCAAAUUCAAUGGUGUCAAAGUAGGCCCAUUACCAGGCUACGAGAACAGAGGAUCAACCAUCAUCGCUGACGAGAAGCUCCAAGGAGGCGUCGCUGAGCCUAUGCUUGUCGUGCCAAAUGAGUUGAUCAUCUCUCGCCAGAACAUUGGACUCCUCGCAAAGUCAGAUCACCAUCUCCGGGAAGUCCUCGAAGCUCUUGGGGACUUCGGAAGGACGACAAGAGGCGCCAUACUCACAUUUUUACUUCUCCAAGUUACCAUUUGCUGUCCCGAGACAAACGAAGUCGGUGUUCCGAAUCCUCUCACAGAAUAUAUCAAGUUCCUUCCAGAUGAGCUGCUUCCCACGUUCUGGACCGAGGAAGAACAGGAACUUUUAGUUGGAACUACGCUCAAACCUGCAGUCAGUGCGAAAUUGAAUGGUCUGCUUCGCGAGUUCGAGGAUUUGCGAACUGCUACAGAGUCCAUCAGCUGGUGUAAAAAGUACUGGUGGGAUGAAGACAGUGGUAUGUUGACUUUUGACGACUGGAUGUGCGUCGAUGCCAUGUACCGCUCUAGGGCUCUGGAGUUCCCAGGUACUGGCGACUGCAUGGUGCCCUGUGUCGACAUGGCGAAUCACGCAUCGGGAGAUGCAACAGCCGCCUUGUACGAAACUGAUGGUGACGGAAAUGGUCUGUUACUACUUCGCGAGGGCAAACAUGUAGAACCUGGCGAGGAGGUCACGAUCACAUACGGCGACGACAAAGGCGCAUGUGAGAAUAUCUUUUCAUAUGGGUUUAUCGAAGACGCAAUGACCUCUGCGAAAGUCAUGUUCCUCGACCUUGAUAUUCCAGACGACGACCCCCUCAGACCUGCAAAGAUUUACGUUUCCAAGGUUGCACCAGGCUUUCGCAUCUUUGAGAAAGACGGCACCAUACAUUGGGAAAGCGACUUCAUAUGGCUUGUUGUAGUCAAUGAAGAAGACGGUCUGGACUUCAAGGUCAGACAAACAACGGAUGGCAAGAGAGACAUCCAGUCUUUUUGGAAGGAGCAGGCACUCGAUACCGUCAAAUUACGGGAACAUCUUGAGCAAGACCCAGCAUGGGAUGUUUUUCGACUACGCGCCACGGUACUCCUGCAAAACCGCGUUGACGUACAGAUCGACACGCUCAAGGAAUCAAAGCGCGCUAGACGGGAGAGCACUAUGCGGGACAUGCCGUGGAGACUUGCGGAGCGACUCCGAAAUCUGGAGUUAGAUAUGCUCGAGCGUACUGCGUCCACACUUGACAGCGAGAAAGCCAAACUCCUAGACACAGAAGCUGUUAUUCAUUAUCUUGGAUUGGAUGAGGGAGGAGAGGAUGAAGAGGACGAUUUCUCUUGA